UCGGAUCGGAAGUUACGACAUUUUGAUUGGAAGCAACAACGGAAGCUCGCUGGCUGUGAAGGCUAAAUCCUGCUCAAAUCCGGCAUCUAAACAUAUCCUAGGUCGUGCUCAUUUUUGCCAUGGUUGGGAAGAAGCGGAAGCAGCAAUCUACGCCGCAGCAGAAGCUACAACACCAAAUACCUCUUGACGCGGAUGACGACUCCGUCUCAUCGAAGAAGAUUGCUCGACAUUCUAAGCAGCACCAGAAGGGAGAUAAGUUGAUAUCCUCCGAUCUCAGCUCCAAGAUCCUUAAAGAGUCUCUCAAUCAGCAGAAAGAAAUUCUUCAGGAAGAAGAAGAGGCAGAGCUGAACAUUACACCAUUUUCAAGAGUGGCCGAGGAGAACAGUGACGAUGAAGGUUACGAUUUUGAUGGGUUCUUGGAAACCUUAAGUUCACACGAUUUGGGCAUUGAAGAGAUCAAUGAAGAAGAUGAAGCGGCUUUGGCAGUUUUCUUUGGAAGUGAUGCAGGUCCACAGCUCACACUGACGGAUAUCAUUAUCAAGAAAAUUAAGGAAAAGGAUUUGCAGGCUUCGUCUGAAGAACGACCUAUGCCGAAGUUUGAUGAUGGUAUCAUAGACGUAUACAAGAGAGUCGGAAACGUGCUCAGUAGGUACACAAGUGGCAAAGUACCAAAGGCACUUCAACGCAUUGCAAUUAUGGAGCGUUGGGAAGAAGUUCUUUAUAUAACUGAGCCAGAGAAAUGGUCUCCAAAUGCUUUGUAUCAAGCAACAAGAAUAUUUGCAUCAAGGUUCAACCCCAGCAGGGCUCAACGGUUUUACAAGCUUGUGCUACUUCCUCGUGUUAGAGAAGAAAUACAAAAGAAUAAACGGCUUCAUCGUGCUAUUUAUGAAGCAGUAAAAAAGAGUCUCUACAAGCCGGCUGGGUUUUUUAAGGGAAUUUUAUUUCCCUUAUGCCAGUCACAGACAUGUACCCUUAUAGAAGCGCACAUUAUUGGAAGUAUCAUUCAAAAAGUAUCUAUACCACCACUUCAUUCUAGUGUAGCAUUGAUGACAAUAGCUGGCAUGGAUUACUAUGGGACAACUAGCUUUUUCAUAAAGCUACUGAUUGAGAAGAAAUAUGCGCUGCCAUAUCGGGUACUUGAUGCUCUAGUUGCACAUUUUAUGAGAUUCCUCGAAGACAAAAGAGCUAUGCCUGUAAUAUGGCACCAAACACUUCUUGCUUUUGUACAAAGGUACAAAAAUGAGUUAACAAAAGCAGACAAGAAUAAUCUGGACCGCUUAAUGCAUCAGCAAAAACAUUAUUUGGUUACACCUGAAAUCCGUAGGGAACUGAAAAAUAGCCGACACAGAGGUGAAAAGGAGGAUAUAACAUUACAAGCCCCGCUUAUCUCUGUUAUAAAUAAGCCAAUUAAGGAAGAUAGAUGGGACAUUCCAGAUGUUCCUAUGGAGGAGGAUUAAAGUUAUUUUGCCUCAACAAUUUUAUACUUAUGAAGAAUUGCUUUCAACUGAUGGAGUAUGCCUUCCAGAUAGUGUGAACACCAUGGUAGAUUUGAAUUUUAUAAUUUAUUGAUAAUCAGAACCCAAUUUUCAUGUAAGGGAUGAUCUUCUGAUAAAUCAAAUUGUUAUGAGUGCCAAACUGGUCGAUACCAUGGCGAUUUUUUCUUUCUACAUUGCUGCCAUUGUAGUUUUAUUGUAGUAUUCAGUUUCACCUAUUGAGAAAUUGUUGUUUAGUGGAGAAUUAGCAAAAGAGAUUAGUGUUUGUAGUCUUCUUUCA
Messenger RNA from Dendrobium catenatum, 1773 nucleotides. Its product is annotated as bystin-like. NCBI's taxonomy places the organism in Eukaryota, Viridiplantae, Streptophyta, Magnoliopsida, Asparagales, Orchidaceae. The coding region runs from base 120 to 1457 and encodes 445 amino acids. Gene Ontology annotation, cellular component: nucleolus; preribosome, small subunit precursor; cytoplasm. The record is from RefSeq and is a predicted model, not a curated record. Gene Ontology annotation, biological process: rRNA processing. The transcript has 13 exons. Gene Ontology annotation, molecular function: snoRNA binding.